Molecule: messenger RNA, 450 nt
Organism: Penicillium malachiteum
Lineage: Eukaryota; Fungi; Ascomycota; Eurotiomycetes; Eurotiales; Aspergillaceae
Exons: 3
Coding region: 1-450 (149 amino acids)
Source: RefSeq, a predicted model, not a curated record
AUGCCCGUUCUUCUUAGGAAUUGCAAUCCCUACUAUCAAUAUCUAGCUCGUGGCCACACCGAGCUUUCCUAUCCCCCGUACAAAAAGAACUCGGAUGGCCAGGUAACACUUAUUCCUGGAGAGGUUUUUUGCCGAGUCCGUGAUUGCGAGAAAAGCAGAUCUCCCGUCUCUUCUACAAGCUCAUUACGCAGCCAUCUCCGUACACAUGGCUACAACGUUGAAGAAGGAAAGAAACGUUCUCCUGCCUUGGCGGACCAGACCGCUGCUUUUCAGUGGUUUGAGCAGUUGAUGAAGAAUCAAGAUAAGAAGAUCAAUGGUGAGAAAGCUAAACGUGAGCAUGAAAAUGAAAACAAAAACAAAAAUGAAGACAAAGGGGAAGAGGGCGAGGACGAAGAUGGAGAUGGAGAUGAAGAUGAAGAUGAAGAUGAAGACAAAUAUGAGUGCUACUAG